AUGUGGCAGGUUCUGAUCGUCAGCUCCCUCCUUGCCCUGCUCCAGGCCUCUCCAGGCCGGGCACAGGUCCCCAUCCAGGACAACUUCAACGCUGACCAGAGAAGCAGCCAUGUGGGUUCAGGACACAGUGGGCCCGGAGGCCGGCACAGAGCAGGCUUCUGGGCCUCCUCCUCUGCUCCGCAGUUCCAGGGUACCUGGUACAUUGUUGGGGCUGUGUCAGAUGACCAGAGUUUCCAGGACUCCAAGGACGACAUGAAGAUGCCCGUGGUCCUAGUGACCCCCUUGGGCAACGGCGACCUUGCCGUCAAGUUUGGGUACCCCACGCCUGAUGGCAGAUGCCAGAAGUUGGACACGACCUUCACCAAGGGUGCUGUGAAUGGGCAGUUCAGCAACCCAGCCAUGGCCCAGACGGACAUUCGCGUGGCCUCCACGGACUACGAACACUUCGCUGUGAUGUACUUCCAGACGCAGAAGGCAGACGUGACAAACACCUGGCUGCAGCUUUACGCCCGCACCCCGGAGCUGUUUCCCGAAGGUGCACAGAAGAUGCAGCAGCUGGCACCUCAGUUGGGCCUGAGCCCCAGCCAGGGCGCCCUGCUGCCCAAGUCCGAGGAGUGUGCGGGAGCGCUGGCCAUGCGCUGAUCAGCCCCGGAAGCCCGUCCAGUGCCGCCUUCCCCAGAGAAUACCCCAUUUCCACCCCAAGCACAAUAAAAG
This is a messenger RNA of Dipodomys spectabilis (banner-tailed kangaroo rat), 714 nucleotides long. It is a transcript of the gene Lcnl1, whose product is annotated as lipocalin like 1. NCBI's taxonomy places the organism in Eukaryota, Metazoa, Chordata, Mammalia, Rodentia, Heteromyidae. The record is from RefSeq and is a predicted model, not a curated record. The coding region runs from base 1 to 642 and encodes 213 amino acids. Gene Ontology annotation, molecular function: small molecule binding. The transcript has 7 exons.